GAUUGAUAUGGAGAUAAAUCACACCAAGGAUUAACACUUAGGCUAUUUUUAAUAUAAUAUUUUUAUCUGAUUAAUUUAGUAAUGUCAUCAUAGAUAUUGGCGAUAACAUAGCAGCUACCUAUACUCGACAAAACAACACACAUCGAUCAAAAAGUAUAUAACCACUACAAAGCACACACUGGUCAUUAGCGCUCUGAAAAUGUGUGCGUACACAGUGUGGUUGUUCUUGUGUGUGUGUGCGCUUGCGUACGCACAGGAGGAGCUUAGAGUGAACACUACACAGGGUGUUGUGGUGGGGCAACGGGUGCAAGAUGGUGAUUAUUUGGCCUUCUUUGGCAUACAUUACGGUGGCGAUACGAGCGGCGAAAACAGAUUCAAGGCGCCUACCCCGCCACCUAUUUACUCUGGAGAUUUCUACGCCGUCAACAAUACAACACUGUGUGCCCAACCAAGCUCCAGUGGAAUCAUCGGCACUGAAGAUUGUCUGGUACUGAACAUCCAUACAAAAAAUCUCGCAACACCUAAACCAGUAAUUGUAUGGAUCGACGGAGAAGAAUAUGCAUCAACAGGCAAUUUUUAUCCCUUCAAAAAUCUAGUAGAGCAAGAUCUGGUGGUUGUUUCGAUGAACUACCGUUUAUCGAUCUUCGGAUUCCUCUGUCUUGGUGUAACUGAUGCCCCUGGUAACGCUGGUUUGAAAGACAUAAUCCAAGGUCUAAAAUGGAUUAAGGAAAACAUAGCUGGAUUCGGAGGAGACCCUAACAAUGUUGUUCUAUUUGGCCAUGGAUCCGGAGCUGCGCUGGUAGAUUUGAUAACCUUGUCACCCAUGUCUACGAAUUUAACACAUAAAGCCAUAGUUAUAAGUGGGUCAGGAUUGUCUCCCUGGGCCGUAUCAUACAACCCAGUAGGCAGUGCUCAACGAGUUGGAGAUAGAUUAGGACAUCCAGAUACUUCGAGGAAAGACUUGGCGAAGAAGCUCGCAUCUACUGACAUUAGAUUACUCUCACCAAUUCUUAGGGACUUCGAGUCUUACGAUACAUCGCUGCUAUUCGCCCCAUGUGUUGAAAAUGCUGAUUUGAAUCCUAGCGACACAUUCCUAGCAAACACUCCGAUUAGUAUUUUAAAGUCAGGAAACUACAAUAAGAUUCCUUACAUGACUGGCUUCGUGGAUAGGGAAGGAACAUUGCGCACACGCCAAGUUUUUAACGGCUGGCUUCAUAAGAUGAACAAAACAUUUACUGACUUUAUACCGGUUGAUCUCUCUUUCGAAACUGAUGAAAUAAAAGAAGCGGUAUCACGGAAUGUGAGCGCCUUUUACUUUGACCAAAAGCCGAUUUCUAUGAACACUAUCGAGGAGUACCUGAAUUAUCACGGAGACGUUUUAAUACUUGUCCCUGUUCUAAGAGGAGCUCACGAAAGAGCUCGGACUUCGGAAGAUGUGUGGCUAUUUAAGUUCACGUACAGGGGAACGCAGAACUCUGAUUGGGAGUAUCCUGAAAUUCCUUUGGAUGGAGCCAGACACGGAGCUAUUCUAAACUUUGUCUUCAAUUACGAUUUAAAGCCUGUCGAUUCUACAGCGACCGUAGCAUUAACGGAACGCUUCAGGGCAUUCGCAUACACCGGAAUCCCAAACAGACCAAGCGAUAAGGAAGUAUUAUGGGAGCAACAAACCCCUACUAGAAGGUCAGCACUUUUAAUAGGCGGUGGCGAACCCUCCACGAAUGUGCCUAUUUACGAAGAAGCAAGUACUAUAAACCUCAAUCAAGAAACCGCUGUCUUUUGGGACGACCUUUUCACCAAAUACUAUGUUCCACCGAGUCCAGUAUCAGCCGCCAAUAGUUUGCUCUCUUUCGGGCUAGUCGUUUUAAUCGCCCAGGUACUGCUAAAAUCGUUCUAUUAAUAUAUUUGAAUUUGUGUCUACAACUUAGCACAAAAGCAUUUAUUUAUUGUUGUAAGCCAUGUCAUACAAAAAGAGAACUAAAUAUAUUAUUGCAAAUUGUUAAAUUGAAUUUCAUUAAAUACGUGCACAAUAUUACUAGUUGGAUUAUAAGGCUUAAAUCCACGGUUAACGACCGUGUGUUGUGAGAGGUCUUGAGUUCGAUUCCUGCUUAUUAUUGUCGUGCCAAAUCCUAGCACGAGCUUUUCGCUUAGUUGGAAAAGGUGGAUUAGUCAUGUUUAACUACACGGCUAAAUUAUUACCCUUUUAUCAUUAAAAGUUAACCGGAAAUGUAAUUUGCGAGCGUUGGAAUGCGUUGUUAGAUAGACCUGUACAGCUGGCCUAUUCACUAUUUUUUCGGUCUUUAUUAUCAACCUAUCGAAGUGGACAAGUCAAUUGAGAAAGUGUCAUCUACAUGCUAUAUGAUAUCCACCAUAGGCACCGGAUGACAUUUGAAAUUUGUAUCAUAUUAAGUGGAUGAUAUUUUGUGUAUUGAUUUGUUUUUUAUUUUGAUGGGUUGAUAAUAAAGACCAAAAUAGGAAAUAGGCCAGCUGAUUGCUGUGUAGAGCCAUCAUAGUCUGGUUUUCGUAGAUUUAUAGUUAUCGCUGUACUUUUUGAUUUUGUUUGUAAAUUUUAACGAUAAAGAUUAUAUCAUUAUAUUUAUAUUAUUCUUGCAAAGCUCAUGUAUGUCAAUGCCGGCCUAUUGAUGAGUCGGUUAAUUUCACUAAAUGACAACUGUGUUUAUCCAUAUGUGGAGGUUUUAUAAGUUUGUUGUGAGUGUCUGUGAUAUUGUAGUUAAUUAACUUAUACUGUAUUGUAUACUAUAUAAUAUACUUAAACUGUAUAUUAUAUUGAUUAUGCUGAAGUAUUUUUAAGCUGACAUAGUCGAGAUGUAUCUUAGUUAAUAUUUAUGAUAAAAGAUCCAUUAAGCAAAUCCGAAUAUAUUGGAUUUUUUUGGAGUCUAAAUGUUUAACUUACUGGACUUGUUCUUUAAUCUAAGUUUGGACUAAGUUUUUCAAUUUAUUAAAUAAAGUUAUUAUCUUGGUUUUUAGUUUAUAAAUACAAAUGCACUCAUCCUCUCGUUCUUUAUUAGGAGCGCGACCUAUACCUAAUUAUAGACAUUUGCCUCUAAUAAUUGAUUUUGGUACUCUAUGUAUAUUAUAUUACUUAUUUAGUUAAUUAGUUAGCCAAUCUUAAUGUAUGUGUAAAAGCAAAAGAUCAUGAAAUAUCAAAAAUACUUGAAGUACAAAAUGCACUUUGUCAAGGAGAUAGUUUUAAUUAGGUAGACCCCCAGUAAGAAUGGAUUUUGUGUCAGGAUGUCUAAAUACUCUUGCAAGUUUAAGGAAAUAAGGUAGAAAAACGAUUUUUGCUAAAGCUUUAAUAUUUUCUUAUUUCUUUAUACUUUUUUUUAUUAAAUAACAAAGAAGCAAUAAGCCGGAAACCCGAAAUUUUUUAUUUAAAUAUUCUAUUUCCGACAAAUAAAAGAUAUUUCUGUAGGAUUUAUUGAAUUAUUAUCUUAAAAUAAAAUCAAAGAAUGAAUUUAUUGCAUUUCUUAGCUUACUCCUUAGCUGGAAAGAAAGAAUUAUAAUCCUACCCGCGGACCCGGUCAAGCAUCGCUUUUAUACCCCUAUCCUAUUCUACUACAAUCAUACACCUACCCUACUCCCACCCUACACCUACUCUAUCCCUACCCUACCCCUAAGGUUAAGGGUUUGAAAAAUAGAUACGAGUCUCUAACUUACUGGGUAUGCUUUUAAAAUUUCAUAAGAAUCGGUCAAGCCGUUUCAAAGGAGUAUGGGAACAAACGCGACAUGAGAAUUUUAUAUUAUAUUAGAUAUACGAUUUUGUGCGUGCAUCUACCGAUGUCAGACCUACAUAUAGAAUGAUGCUCAAACUAAAGAAUUGCAAUUAAUUAUGAAAUUUUUACUUAUAUUCAAAUCGAUAUUUAGGUACCUAAUGUAUUGAAAAAACAAGAACAACCCUACGAUAAUAUCGUAAAGAAAACAGAAGUGCAUUACGUUAUUUGAGUCACCAUGAA
Molecule: messenger RNA, 3971 nt
Organism: Bicyclus anynana (squinting bush brown)
Lineage: Eukaryota; Metazoa; Arthropoda; Insecta; Lepidoptera; Nymphalidae
Product: venom carboxylesterase-6-like
Exons: 3
Coding region: 200-1897 (565 amino acids)
Source: RefSeq, a predicted model, not a curated record